GUGAUAUCACAGCUGUUACAGGUAGCCUUGUUGGUGGUUUAGAAGUGAAAUGAAAUCCCCAGGAAUUGAGGACUACCAAGACAACGAGUUAAGGAAUAACUCGGUUUAGUGAAACUAAUGUUUCUGGGAAUACUGCUUUUCGGCUCAGGCGUUAGGCUUACUAUGCUGUAUCACAGCUACUUUUUGUUUAUUGUGCUGAGUUUGCUCUCCUGUAGAUGUUUACCGUAUGUGUCUGCCUGCAAACAAGAGCCAGAGACCCCAGACUGGCGAAUGACUCUGAAAACUAUUCGUAAUGGGAUACACAAAAUUGACACGUACUUGAAUGCAGCCCUGGACUUGUUUGGUGGCGAUGAUGGAUUGUGUCAUUAUAGAUGUAGUGAUGGGUAUAAACCAGUGCCUCGUCCUGGGUACAAGCAUCCACCACCCAAUGGAUGUGGUUCCCCUCUUUUUGGAUUUCAGUUUGAUAUAGGUAUCCCAUCAAUGACCAAAUGCUGCAACCAACAUGACCGCUGCUAUGACACCUGUGGCCGUGAAAAACAUGACUGUGAUGAGCAGUUCCAGGAUUGCCUUGAGACUAUCUGCAGGAAUGUACAAAGAACUUUGGGCUUGGCCCAGACUGUCCAAGCCUGCAAGUCGGCAGUGACUCUGCUUUUUGAUGCCGUCAUGCACUUGGGGUGUAAGCCAUACCUGGACAGUCAGCGGGAAUCCUGUGUGUGUCAGUAUGAAGUGAAGAGGGAACUAUGACACCACUGCAAGAAUUAUGACUGUUGAAUGAACCCAUUCAGAAAAGCAACUCUUUCUUUUAAACUUAAAGUUUUUCUCAGGGAUACAGCUUCUUUGGCUGAGACUAAUCUGUUAUCAUAACCUUCAUUUGUUUGUUGACAGACAAGUAUGCACCGUUAAGUUGCUUAAGUUUUUAGAGUGGACACUUUAUAUCCUUUUUAUGUUAUUGAUUAUUUGUAUAUUAUAAUGAAUAUGGAUUAAUGUAGGGUUUCUGUUAUGGAGUGGAAAUGGGGUUUUCAGACUUCAUAAAUGCUUUGGCAUGAACCAGUAUUUGUGUCAACACAUUUAAAAGAUAUAAAGAAAUACGUAGUUUAAAAAAAGACUGACUUUGUUCAAGCAUUACCUUUCUACUGGAUUUGUGCUAAUAAAGUGCAAAACAAAAUACUAAAAUUAGUAUAAGUUUUAAAACAGUUUUUCUUUUGUUGUACAGCAGAUCAGGUUGUUAUAAAAAAUGAGCAACUGCCACAAUAGCAAGCAGUUUAACAGUAAUAAUAAUGUAAUAAACAGUUAUAAAGUAAUAAAGUCAAGUGUGCCAAUGUUAUCCCCAACA
Melanotaenia boesemani (Boeseman's rainbowfish) is the source of this 1333-nucleotide messenger RNA. RefSeq names its product phospholipase A2, group XIIA (gene pla2g12a). Gene Ontology annotation, biological process: phospholipid metabolic process; arachidonate secretion; lipid catabolic process. The record is from RefSeq and is a predicted model, not a curated record. Gene Ontology annotation, molecular function: A2-type glycerophospholipase activity; calcium ion binding. Gene Ontology annotation, cellular component: extracellular region. The transcript has 4 exons. The coding region runs from base 118 to 744 and encodes 208 amino acids. NCBI's taxonomy places the organism in Eukaryota, Metazoa, Chordata, Actinopteri, Atheriniformes, Melanotaeniidae.